Colletotrichum gloeosporioides is the source of this 369-nucleotide messenger RNA. RefSeq lists its product as uncharacterized. The transcript is spliced from 2 exons. The record is from RefSeq and is a predicted model, not a curated record. Lineage: Eukaryota; Fungi; Ascomycota; Sordariomycetes; Glomerellales; Glomerellaceae. The coding region runs from base 1 to 369 and encodes 122 amino acids.
AUGUCUUGCUUCCAGACGCUGGGACAUCGGCCGUCCGGUGAGCGACUGGUGGGUGAAGUGAUUGAACUGGCACGGAUGGGGACGAUGAUAGGACCUCUCGUCAGCGCCGUCAUACGCGAUCUGCUGGCUGGCGUCAGCGUCGCAACCCGCGCUCUAGAGCCGAUCCUGGCUGGAGGCGACGAACUCCUGCGCAUCUUGUGCCCUUUUGAGGCAUUCAGCUGCAAUCCCAAGUGCCGCAAAUGCACACUUGUCCUGCUGAUUGCUCCGUUGCAGCCGCCGAGGCAAAUUCGCCCAGGCCGCUGGCCCGACAAAAGACUGCGCAAUGGUGUUACAGGCCCGGCUGACACCCUCUACGAGGACCCGGAAUAG